AUGUCCGAAUCGAAUGCCAAAUUUUCGAGUGGUGAUGAGAAUGCAACUGAAUCGGCCGAUGAAUCGCAGCAGCAACAGCAUCCGAGGCCAAUCAUGGAACAGUUCGUGAAACCAACACCAUGCGGCCCCAAUGAACAUCCACUUGAAUUCACGUACGUUUUUUCGUAUUUCGUACGACCACAAGGUAAAUUUGAUCCGGAAGACUACGCUUCAUACGUACAACCGGUGGCUUCAUUCAAAUCGGUGGAACAGUUCUGGAAUACAUAUUGCUUCCUGAAACGUCCAGCAGGUGUAAUGAUAAAAGAAAUUGACUUUUUAGGCGUUAAAAAUAUUACGGAGAAGGUGGAUUUUCACAUGUUUAAAGAAGGUAUAAAACCGGUUUGGGAGGAUGAUGCAAAUCAGAAAGGCGGCAAAUGGAUAUUGCGCUUGAAGAAAGGCCUGUCGUCAAGAGUUUGGGAAAAUUUAUUAUUGGCAAUGAUCGGUGAGCAGUUUCUUGUCGGUGAAGAAAUUUGUGGUGCUGUUUGCUCAAUACGUAAUCAGGUAAUUGUCUUCUGA
This is a messenger RNA of Gongylonema pulchrum, 555 nucleotides long. The record is from the annotation of a GenBank genome assembly. NCBI's taxonomy places the organism in Eukaryota, Metazoa, Nematoda, Chromadorea, Rhabditida, Gongylonematidae.